Gracilinanus agilis (Agile Gracile Mouse Opossum) is the source of this 3147-nucleotide messenger RNA. RefSeq names its product zinc finger protein 11-like. The record is from RefSeq and is a predicted model, not a curated record. The transcript is spliced from 5 exons. Gene Ontology annotation, molecular function: RNA polymerase II cis-regulatory region sequence-specific DNA binding; DNA-binding transcription factor activity. NCBI's taxonomy places the organism in Eukaryota, Metazoa, Chordata, Mammalia, Didelphimorphia, Didelphidae. Gene Ontology annotation, biological process: regulation of transcription by RNA polymerase II. Bases 1 to 3147 code for a protein of 1048 amino acids.
AUGGAUUCAUGGGAUGAGACUUCGUUUUCCCAGAAUCCAAUUUGUAGUAGACCAGAUCCGCUCCAGCCCGACACAGCCUUCCAGUUCCUGAUGGAUUCUGGGAAUCAGAGUUCCUCCCUGAAUAUGCGCAGGCGCAGUUCCAGCCCAGUAGGGAUUCGCGCCUCUCCUUUUUUUUUGCAGCGGGUGAGUGUGAAUGAGUGUGAGCGUGACUGUCUGGUCCCUCUGGACAAAGACCAGCGGUCCCCCCACCCUCCGCUUGAGGAUGCGGAGGUGGGGGCGGGGCUAGGGCGGGGCCCGGGAGGAAUUGGAGAAGGGGCGUGGUUGUCUAAGGCGGGCGGGCUGGGGGGGGUGCACCCAGGUCGAGUGCGGAGACCCUCCCCCAUCAAUUGUGGGGGAGGGGAGCCAGGGACCCGGGAUCUGCUAGAUGUUCCAGGCCGCCCCGGGGUUGAUUUUCUUCCUGAACAUAAUACUUUUGGACUGAAGUACAAUCUGGGAUCAGUCCUUUCUUCACAACAGAAAAUUUCUGGAAAAAAAUGUCUCCAUGAAUAUGACAACUUUUGGAAGAACUUCAUUGGGUUGUCAGGCCUAAGUGAACAUGACCGAAUCUGCUUAGGAGAGAAACUCUCUCAGUAUAAUAAAUGUCAGAAGCCCUUCAUUGACCAUUCAAAACGAAUUCAUUACCAUAGGACAUAUGCUCAAGGAAAACUCUCUAAACAUGAUGAAUUUGGCAAAGACUUCAGCAUCAAUUCACAAUUUCCUGAGUCUGAAAGGGUUCAUAGUGGUGUGGAAAAAUUUUUUGAAUGUAAUGAAUGUGGGAAAGCUUACCACAGUAACCAAUCUCUAACUGCACAUCAAAGAACUCAUACAGGAGAGAAGGUCCAUAAAUGCAAAGAAUGUGAAAAAGUCUUUAGUUCCUGGAUAAACCUUUUUGUACAUAAGAAAAUUCAUAAUGAAGAGAAAUCUUAUUUAUGUAAUGAAUGUGGUAAAACCUUUAAGCAGAAGCGACACCUUAAAAUUCACAAGAUGGUUCAUGCUGGACAGAAGUCAUAUGUAUGUAAUAUAUGUUUGAAAACCUUCAGUAAUAAGCUCUAUUUAGACCAACAUAAAAAAAGUCAUACUAGUGAUAUAAUCUAUAAGUGUAAUCAGUGUGGGAAAGCAUUUUUCCAGGAAUCACAGUUUAUUAAACAUAAGUUAAUUCAUACCAGGGAAAGACCAUUUGGAUGUAAUGAAUGUGGGAAAGCUUUCAGCAAUAAACACUACCUAAACAAACAUCAAAAAAUUCAUAUUGGAGUGAAACCCUUCAAAUGUAAUGAAUGUGGGAAGGCCUUUAGCAGUAAGAGCUACCUAAUACAACAUAAGAAAAUCCAUACUGGAGUGAAACCCUUCAAAUGUAAUGAAUGUGGGAAAGGCUUUAUGAGUAAGAGCUACCUAAUUCAGCAUCAAAGAAUCCAUGCUGGAGGGAAGCCUUAUAAAUGUAAUGAAUGUGGGAAAGCCUUCAGUAGUAAUAGCUACCUAAUUCAGCAUCAGAGAAUUCAUACAGGUGAGAAACUCUAUAAAUGUAAUGAAUGUGAGAAAACUUUCAUUAGUAAUAAACAACUUUCACAACAUAAAAGAAUCCAUACUGGAGAGAAACCUUAUAGUUGUAAUGAAUGUGGAAAAACCUUUAGGCAGAUGGGACAUGUUGAAACACAUAAAAAGAUUCAUACAGGUGAGAAGCCUUUUGAAUGUAAUGAAUGCGGGAAAGCCUUUAUAAGUAAUCAACAGCUAUCCCGACAUCAAAGAAUUCAUAUUGGAGGGAAGCCUUAUAAAUGUAAUGAAUGUGGAAAAGCCUUCAGUAGUAAUAGCUAUUUAACUCUACAUCAAAGAAUUCAUCCUGGUGGGAAGCCCUAUAAAUGUAAUGAAUGUGGCAAAGUUUUCAUCAGUAAUAAUAACCUAAUUCAGCAUCAAAAAAUCCAUCCUGGAGAAAACCCCUAUAAAUGUAAUGAAUGUGGGAAAAUAUUCAGCAGUAAUAGCUACCUAAUUCAACAUCAAAGAAUUCACACUGGAGAGAAACCCUACAAAUGUAAUGAAUGUGGAAAAGCCUUCAUCUGUAAUAGCUAUCUAAUUCAACAUCAAAGAAUCCAUACUGGAGGAAAGGCUUAUACAUGUAAUGAAUGUGGAAAAGCCUUUAGCAGCCAUCAGAAACUCACUCUUCAUCAAAGAAUCCAUACUGGAGAGAAACCAUAUAAAUGUAGUACAUGUGGCAAAGCCUUCAAUAGUAACAGCUAUCUAAUUGAACAUCAAAGAAUCCAUACUGGAGAGAAGCCCUACAAAUGUAAAGAAUGUGGCAAAGCCUUUAGGCAAAGUUCAUCACUUAUGCAACAUCAGAAAAUUCACACUGGAGAGAAACCCUAUCAUUGUAAUGAAUGUGGGAAAGCCUUUAGGCAGAGUUCAUCUCUUAUGCAACAUCAGGUAAUUCAUACAGGAGAGAAACCCUACAAAUGUAAUGAGUGUGGGAAAGCAUUCAACAAUAAUCAAAAUUUAUCACGACAUCAAAGAACUCAUACUGGAGAGAAGCCGUAUAAAUGUAAUAAAUGUGGGAAAGCCUUCAGCAGUAAUAGCUAUCUAACUCAGCAUCAAAGAAUCCAUACUGGAGAAAAGCCUUAUAAGUGUAAUGCAUGUUGGAAAGCCUUUAGCAGUAAUCAAAAGCUCUCAAGACAUCAAAGAGUCCAUACUGGAGAAAAACCCUAUAAAUGUAAUGAAUGUGGGAAAUACUUCACUAGAUUUAGUAAUAGCUACUUAAGUGUACAUCAAAGAAUUCAUACUGGAGAGAAACCCUAUAAAUGUAAGGAAUGUGGCAAAGCCCUUAGGCAAAAUUCAUCACUUAUGCAACAUCUGAAAAUUCAUACUGGAGAGAAACCCUAUCAUUGUAAUGAAUGUGGGAAAGCCUUUAGGCAAAGUUCAUCCCUUAUGCAACAUCAGGCAAUUCAUACAGGAGAGAAACCCUACAAAUAUAAUGAGUGUGGGAAAACUUUCAACAAUCAUAGAAAUUUAUCCCGACAUCAAAGAACUCAUACUGGAGAGAAGCCCUAUAAAUGCAAUAAAUGUGGGAAAGCCUUUAGCAGUAAUCAAAGGCUCACAGGUCAUCAAAGAGUCCAUAUUGGAUAA